Molecule: messenger RNA, 2362 nt
Organism: Dryobates pubescens (Downy woodpecker)
Lineage: Eukaryota; Metazoa; Chordata; Aves; Piciformes; Picidae
Product: sodium/hydrogen exchanger 9B2
Exons: 12
Coding region: 38-1741 (567 amino acids)
Biological process (GO): proton transmembrane transport
Cellular component (GO): membrane
Molecular function (GO): antiporter activity
Source: RefSeq, a predicted model, not a curated record
UUUCUCAGAUUUGCAAUCAAUGUGUUUGUGAACAGUGAUGUCUAACAGACCCAUGCUAUUGAAAAUUCUUCUGACAAUCAAGCUGGAUCUCAUCAGGUUUGCAACAAUGGUAAAGGAGGAUAUUCUAAAUGACAAUGAAGAUUCUGAGCCAACAGUGUGUGACACAAAUGGGAUUCCCAUGCAUGGACAAAGUGAGGAGGGAGCACCAGUAGAGGCCAAAGGUACUGAUGGGAAUAUACAAACAGAAGAAACUGCUCUCUUGAAUCACUGUGUUCAGCAGCCUCCAGAACCAACAGCAGGGUCUUCAACACCUGCAAGAACAUGGAGGCAAAUAUGUACCUGUCCUCCACAGGAUUUACUGGCCCAAACAGUAACGAAUGUUGCAAUGGUGGCCCUGGUCUGGGCUGUGGUGUGGUCCAUCACUGGUAGUGAGUGUCUCCCAGGUGGAAAUCUUUUUGGAAUUCUGUUUCUGUAUUUUUUUGCUGUCGUUGGAGGCAAAAUUUUUGGAUUCGUUAAAAUAGGCACAUUGCCUCCUCUCCCUGCUCUUCUGGGGAUGCUGCUUGCUGGUUUCCUCAUCCGAAACAUCCCAUUGAUUAGUGACAUUGUCCAGAUAAACCUACGUUGGUCUGCAGCACUGAGGAAUAUCGCACUCUCCAUCAUCUUGACCCGAGCUGGACUUGGCCUGGAUCCAAAGGCGCUUAAGAAGCUCAAAGCAGUCUGUUUACGGCUUUCCUUUGGACCCUGCCUCUCAGAAACAUGCACAGCUGCUGUUCUUGCUUACUUGUUCAUGCAUUUGCCAUGGCAAUGGGGAUUUAUAUUAGGUUUUGUUCUAGGUGCAGUCUCCCCCGCUGUGGUGGUUCCUUCAAUGCUGAUUUUACAAGCUGGGGGACAUGGGGUGGCCAAAGGUGUCCCAACUUUGCUAAUGGCAGCUGGCAGUAUUGAUGACAUUCUGGCUAUUACAGGCUUCAACACUUGCCUUGGGAUGGCUUUCUCUUCCGGUUCUACUUGGUACAACAUGUUCCAUGGCGUGCUGGAGGUUGCUGUUGGUAUAGCAGCUGGGGGAAUUCUGGGAAUGUUUGUUCGAUAUUUCCCAAGCCAUGAUCAGGCAUCUCUGGCAUGGAAGAGAUCAUAUUUUGUGCUUGGGCUGUCCAUGUUUGCUAUUUUUGGCAGCAUCUACUUUGGUUUCCCUGGAUCAGGAGGGCUCUGCACAUUAGUCUUGGCUUUUGUGGCAGGUGUGGGAUGGUCUGAUGAAAAGAGGGAAGUAGAAAAAAUUAUUGCAGUUGCAUGGAAUAUCUUUCAGCCUUUCCUUUUUGGUUUAAUUGGAGCAGAAGUAUCAGUUACGUCUCUUAGGCCUGAAACUGUUGGGCUGUGUGUGGCCACAUUAGGCAUUGCCCUAGUUGUGCGAAUCAUGGCGACGUUCCUGAUGGUGUGUUUUGCUGGGUUCAAUUUCAAGGAGAAAGUAUUCAUUGCAUUGGCAUGGAUUCCCAAAGCCACUGUCCAGGCUGCAAUAGGUUCCCUUGCCCUGGAUACAGCAAGAAGACAUCAGGAUGAGCAACUAGAAAAGUAUGGCAUGGACGUACUAACAGUGGCUUUCCUGGCUAUCUUGACCACUGCUCCAAUUGGAGCCCUGGUUAUUGGCUUGGCAGGGCCCAGACUUUUGCAGAAGGCUCAGACAAAUGGCAAGGCGGAUGAGGAAGGUGCUGAGGUUGGAGAAGAGGCAGAGGCUUGUGAUGCUUCGUAAGACAGACAUCUAUGGGAAUGUGGUCCUUACGCUUCUGCUGAGUAAACACAGCAUGUCUGUAAUCUUUCCGAAGGGAACCAAAACAAGUGUCAGCUUUGUCUGCUAUUUUAAAUCAACCCUGGGGGAGUUGCAUAAAAUAUUUUUCUGUGUUGAUGGUGCUUUAAAAGAUGAAAGAACUGAACAUACGGUGAACAGGCUGGCCAGGCAGUGAGUCACUGAGAAGUUAGCAGUCAACAGUUACUUGAAAUGGACGGGUGUGAGGCCAAGAAGAGGAUCAGAAGUAUGAAGUCAUGAGAUGAAAUAUGAACAGGAAAGAAAAUGAAGACUAAAAGUGAGCACCUUCUUGAUGGGUGAACUGGGCUAUGAGAUGACAAGUUCAACAGCUCAAAGAAUGGAACUUCUGAAUAAGAGACUGCUGACACACGGUGAACGAGGCCUGUCAGGGGUUGGUGAUCCCCUCUCUUUCCUCAUUCAGGCUCCAAAACUUGUCUUUUCCUGUUGCUGCUCUUCCUCACAACUCAUGCACUCCUUUGUGCCUUCAAGGGAUGGUCAGCUGUGGGCACUGCAAGAAACAGCAAGUGGUACUUCUGUGCUGAAAGGAGCAGUUGGGUCCAUCACAGA